This is a messenger RNA of Echinops telfairi (small Madagascar hedgehog), 2087 nucleotides long. It is a transcript of the gene CDC42EP3, whose product is annotated as CDC42 effector protein 3. Lineage: Eukaryota; Metazoa; Chordata; Mammalia; Afrosoricida; Tenrecidae. The record is from RefSeq and is a predicted model, not a curated record. The coding region runs from base 295 to 1056 and encodes 253 amino acids. The transcript has 2 exons.
CUGUGCGCAGCGGGCGAGCCGGCGAGCUGUCGGCGGGGCGUCGGCGCAGGGCUCCGGAGCCCCAGCUGGGAUCCCCAGGACCUGGUCCAUGGUGUGGAAAGGACUGGAUGGUGUGAGCAGCUCUCGUGGACGCCCCACCUGGCUCCCAGCUCUCCUGGGCCCCGCCCCGUCUGCUUGGAGAAAGUGAUGUGACCGCUCCUUGGCAUUGGCAAAAGGACUUUGGGGGCGUGUACAGCCUCUGGAGGGAAGUGGUCCUCGCUCUCUUCCACAAAAUAGACCUUUUCAACUUCCAAAAUGCCAGCCAAGACCCCGAUAUACCUGAAAGCUGCCAAUAACAAGAAAGGAAAGAAAUUUAAACUGAGGGACAUUCUGUCCCCCGACAUGAUCAGCCCUCCCCUCGGAGACUUCCGCCACACCAUCCACAUUGGCAAGGAGGGCCAGCACGACGUUUUUGGGGACAUUUCCUUUCUCCAAGGCAACUAUGAGUUGUUACCUGGAAACCAGGAGAAAGCCCGCCUGGGCCAGUUCCCGGGGCAUAACGAGUUCUUCCGGGCCAACAGCACCUCUGACUCCAUGUUCCCAGAAACACCCUCCCCCGUGCUCAAAAAUGCCAUCUCCCUCCCAACCAUUGGAGGGUCCCAAGCACUCAUGCUGCCCUUACUGUCCCAGGUGACCUUCAACUCCAAACAGGAGUCCUUCGGGCCAGCAAAGCUGCCCAGGCUCAGCUGUGAGCCUGUCGUGGAGGAAAAGCCGCCGGAGCAAAGAAGCCUGCUGGAGAAUGGGAGCACCCACCAGGCAGACACUUCCUGGGGCUCCAGCGGGUCCGCCUCUCAGUCCAGUCAGGGCAGGGACAGCCACUCGUCCAGCCUCUCGGAACAGUACUCCGACUGGCCGGCUGAGGACCUGUUUGACCAGCCUGCCCGGGGCAAGCUCAAGGCAAAGACGACAUCAGAGGAGUCCCUCUCGGAUCUGACCGGCUCCCUCCUCUCCCUGCAGCUCGACCUGGGGCCCUCGCUCUUGGAUGAAGUGCUAAACGUCAUGGAUAAAAACAAGUGACAGCCCCCCUGCCCUGGUCCCCGGAGGUGAAAGGGACCCAUGAGCCAAAACGAGCCACGGUCGGAGAGGGGAGCAGGGGAGCGUCAAGGGCUGGAUUUGCAAUCAGGCGCACCGUGGGUUUCCUAAGAUGACGUUCCUGCGAGAUAUUUUUGUACCUAUUGUGUUAUGUCCUGUCUGCAACACGUUUAAAACAACCACAAUAAAAACCUGUCUUGGGGAAAAGAGGAAAUGAGUCAGUCAGAGCCCACUUGGGGCGGGCACUGCUGAGGGUCAACUCUCAUUUCUGUGUGCAGACAUCAAGGCCGGAGCCUGGCUUGGCCAGGAUUGGCACUUGUUAAAGAAGGGCCAGGCGAGCCCCGGGAUGGAGCCUGACAGGACUCCGGCAUUUUCUGAGCAAGAGGAAGUCAAGAUUAUUUAACACUCAAGCCUUUUUUUUUUUGCUAGACGCUUUUGUAUAUUAUCUCAUUUGGGCUCACCAGAGCGAAUUCUCCAGUAUUAAAAUCUUUCCCCGUUUUCACAUUUGCAUAAUGUUAAGGGUUUGGGGACGUUUCUUGUAGCUCUUAUAUAUUCCCUAUAUGUUAUAUCUAUAUUGCCAAAAUUUGACCGUCAGCUACGUGUUGGUAAGACACAAAGCCAAGUAUUACUGUAACUAAGUUAUUUUUAAAGUUAAAAUAUAUUUUUAUGUGCCUUCGGCUUUCUAUUGCAGAGUCUACAUUUUAUAGAUGCAGCAUCCAAUGUCACCCGGCCUGUGUCCAUACGAGCAGUGUGCGUAUGUGUUUGGAACAGUGUGCUCAUGCUCGGCGUCUCUCUUUGCUUCUCUUUGGUUUCACCUGCCGUGUUCCUGUCAGCAGUCCGCCCUGACCUGUACAGUGUGAGGGCACAGGCUGUUCACGACGCUUCUGCAGAGACUGGGCCUCACCACACGAUGUCUAUGGAGAGAUGGGUGUUCGUGCAGUACAUACUUGCAUUACAUAGGUACUUCAUGCAACACAAUAAAGAGUAAACAUUAAAAUGAACGUUGCUUAUUUAUA